Adineta steineri is the source of this 2301-nucleotide messenger RNA. The record is from the annotation of a GenBank genome assembly. Lineage: Eukaryota; Metazoa; Rotifera; Eurotatoria; Adinetida; Adinetidae.
AUGGUAAAUUUUAGCAAACGAUCGUUUUGGAAUUUUACAUUAAAAGAUAUAUUAAGUAUUAUAUCUUCAGUUGCUAUACCCAUAGCUCUUGCUAUUUACACUGCAAUUGGGUCUCAACAACAAAAACAACAAGCUGAGAAAAAACAAAAGUUUGAUUUAGAACAAUCAACACAAUUAAGACAACAAACACUUUAUGAUGAAUUUUUAAAUAAUAUUUAUAAAUUAGAUAAAGAUGGUUAUCUCAAUGACACAAAAAAUCCAUGGGCAUUUGCAAAUGCAUAUUAUCGUGCUGCUCAUCGUCAAUGGGAUGCAACACGUAAAGCAGAUAUUAUACAAUUUUUUAAAGAAAAACAACUAAUUGGUAGAAAUAAUUGUUCUAAUGGAUGUCGAACAACAAAACUAGAUGAUAUAAUUCGUUUAAAUGAGUUAGACUUUGAUAAUGUACAUCUAGCAAGUGAAACUGGUACAUUACAUCAAUUGAAUUUACAAUGUGUUUCUUUUGAUCAGGUAUCGAUGUCAAAUGCAGUAUUUUCAUUUGCUAGUUUAAACGGUGUAUCUUUUGAUGGAGCACGCUUAGAUAACGUUAAAUUUGAUGGUUCAUCUUUACUUUGUGCUAGUUUUAAUGGUACAAAUCUGUCGGGUACAGAUUUUGGGAAGUCUGAUCUGACCGGGGCGCAGUUUUUUAAUAGUGAUUUGUCUGGAGCUAAAUUAACAGAAGAUCAAAUAAAACAGGCAUAUUUUCAUAAUGUAAUUAUGCCAAAUGGAGAGAAGAGUGAAAUGAAAUCCUCAUCGACAACAAAAAAACCUAUAACACAAAAAAGAGCAAUAACAAAAACAAAUAUAUUCACAAUAACAUCAGCAUCAUCCUUAACAACCUCAUCAGCAACUGCAACAACAACAACAACGCCUUCAACAGCAGCAACGUCGUCAUCAUCGACGACGACAACAACAACAUUAUCAUUAUCAUCAUCACCAGCAUCAUCAACAACAACAUCAACAUCAUCAUCAUCAACAACAAAAACAUCAACAUCAACAGCAGCAUCAACAACGUCAUCGUCAUCAACAAUAUCGUCGACAACAACCUCUUCAUUAACAACAACAACACCAGUCGCAUCUUGUAAUAGGACAUUUCUUCAUCGAACUAUUUACUCAGUUGGUGACCGUCCACAAUCAGUAGCAGUAGCCGAUGUAAACAGCGAUAAUAAACUCGAUAUUGUCACUGCAAAUUAUGGUCCAGACACCGUCAGUGUUCUUCUCAACAGAGGCAACGGUACUUUUUCUCCUCAAAUUACUUACGCAGUUGGUAACCAUCCACGAUCAGUAGCAGUAGGCGAUGUGAACAGCGACAACAAACUCGAUAUUGUUACUGCAAAUGGUGAAUCAAACACCGUCAAUAUUCUUCUCAACACAGGCAAUGGUACUUUUUCUCGACAAACUACUUACUCAGUUGGUAAAAGUUCAUCAUCAGUAGCAGUAGCAGUAGCCGAUACAAACAGCGACAAUAAACCCGAUAUUGUCACUGCAAAUGAAGAGUCAGACACGAUCAGUGUUCUUCUCAACACAGGCAACGGCACUUUUUCUCGUCAAGUUACUUACACAGUUGGUAAAAGUCCAUCGUCAGUAGCAGUAGCUGAUGUGAAUAACGACAAUAAACCCGAUAUUAUCACUGCAAAUCGGGAACGAGACACCGUCAGUGUUCUUCUCAAUACAGGAGACGGCAAUUUCUCUUCUCAAGCUACUUACACAGUUGGUGAAAGCCCAUAUACAGUAAUAGUAGCUGAUGUGAACAGCGAUAACAAACCCGAUAUUGUCACUGCAAAUCAGGAUCGAGAGUCUGUCAGUAUUCUUCUCAAUACAGGCAACGGCACUUUUUCUCCUCAAAUUACUUACGCAGUUGGUGACCAUUCACGAUCAGUAGCAGUAGGCGAUGUGAACAGCGACAACAAACUCGAUAUUGUCACUGCAAAUGAUGGCCGGGACACCGUCAGUGUUCUUCUCAACACAGGCAACGGCACCUUUUCUCCUCAAACUACUUAUGCAGUUGGUGACAGUCCAUAUGCAGUAGCAGUAGCUGAUGUGAACAGCGAUAACGAAGCUGAUAUUGUCACUGCAAAUAGAGGUUCAAGCACCGUCAGUGUUCUUCUCAAUGUAGGCAACGGUACUUUUUUUCUUCAGGUUAUUUACUCAGUUGGUGUAUAUCCAAUGUCAUUAGCAGUAGCUGAUGUGAACAAUGACAAUAAACCUGAUAUUGUCACUGCAAGUGAGAAUUCAGACACCGUCAGUGUUCUCCUACACUGUUAA